GUAAGUUACUAAGAUGCUCCAGAUAUCAUGUGAAUUUACGCUGCACAAUUUUAUUUUGUUUUAUUUUUUAUUUUUUAUUUUUUUGUGACUCAAUUAUUUUGGUUAUAAAUACCAUCUCGUAUCGUCCCAUGAUUCCUUGCAGCAUGAUGUCACUCUCUCCACCCCACUUCUCUCCAGCCACCCUUCUGUUAGCUCCUCAGCGGGUAGCGGCAGCAGCAGCAGCAGCAGCAGCAGCUCCGGCUGGUGGUGCAUCAUCAUCAUCAUCGUUAUCGUCCUCAUUUCCAGCCAUGGCGUUGGUUACUCUUCAGCGGUCACCGACCCCGAGUGCAGCUUCCACGGGGAGCACAGCAACCACAGCAGCUGGGGAGGAUUUAGGGAGUGAAGAUGAACGACGCACAAAUCAAAGCCUUAGCGAGAGCUUCUUCAUGGUAAAGGGUGCUGCCCUUUUCCUGCAGCAGGGCAGCAGUCAACAAGGCCAGAAAACACAUCCUCACCACAAACAUGCAGGUGACUUACCUCAACACCUCCAGGUGAUGAUCAACAUUCUACGUUCAGAAGACAGAAUCAAACUGGCAGUGUGGCUGGAGAGUGCAUGGUCAGAUCGUGUGCGGUACAUGGUUGUGGUUUACACCAGUGGGAGGCAGGACACAGAGGAGAACAUCCUCCUGGGAAUUGACUUCACAAGCAAAGACUGCAAAAGUUGCUCUAUUGGCAUGGUGCUACCUCUGUGGAGUGAUACCAAGAUCCACUUGGACGGUGAUGGGGGUUUUACUGUGAACACGGCCAGUCGGACUCAUGUCUUCAAACCCGUGUCAGUGCAGGCUAUGUGGUCAGCCCUGCAGGUGCUGCACAAGGCCUGUGAGGUGUCUCGCAGGUAUAACUACUUCCCUGGAGGCAUGGCUCUCACCUGGAUGGGCUACUAUGAAAGCUGCAUCGCAUCAGAGCAGAGCUGCAUCAAUGAGUGGAAUACCAUGAAAGACCUAGAGACCACUCGGCCUGACUCGCCCAUUAUGUUUGUCGACAAGCCUUCAGAGAGAGAGAGGACAGAGUGCCUUAUCAGAGCCAAACUCAGAAGUAUCAUGACAUGUCAGGAUCUGGAAAAUGUCACCUGCAAAGAGAUUCGUACGGAGUUGGAGCAGCAGAUGAAUUGUAACCUUAAGGAGUACAAAGAAUUCAUUGACAACGAGAUGCUGCUGAUCCUCGGCCAGAUGGACAAAGCCACACUCAUCUUUGACCACGUCUACCUGGGAUCUGAAUGGAAUGCCUCUAAUUUGGAGGAGCUGAAGGAGACAGGCGUGGGCUACAUUCUCAAUGUUACGCGGGAAAUUGACAACUUUUUUCCAGGCACUUUUAGUUAUCACAACAUACGCGUCUAUGACGACGAGGCCACCGACCUCCUGGCUCACUGGAAUGACACUUAUAACUUCAUCGUGAAAGCAAAAAAGAAUCAUUCAAAGUGUCUCGUUCACUGCAAGAUGGGUGUGAGUCGAUCUGCUUCCACAGUCAUUGCCUACGCUAUGAAGGAGUACAACUGGUCUCUAGAGAAGGCCUACAACUUUGUCAAGCAAAAGAGGAGCAUCACGCGACCAAACUCAGGUUUUAUGAGACAGCUGGCUGAGUACGAAGGCAUCCUGGACGCCAGUAAACAGAGACACAACAAACUGUGGCAUCCAGAUUCAGACUGUGAAAUGGCAGAGGGAUUGACUCAGUGCUGUGGCAGUUCAGAAGCAGGGAUGUCUCCCUGCUGUGAGGAGGGCCUUUCAGAGAAAGGUGCAACAGGUCCUUCACCAUGUAGGACUGUCUCACUAGACAUCGACCCCGCCUAUAACAACUACUAUUUUCGCCGCCUCUCUGACUCAGCACUCGACAGCGAACCAUCAACACCUGUGCGUGGUCCGCCUCUUUUUGGCAUGGAAAAAGUAUUCAUAGAAAUUGAAGACGUGGAGCGAGAUGCUCUGCUGGAUGAUGAGGCAUUCGACGGUCAUGAUGGCCUCCCCCUGCCCCAUUUUGCAGCAGAGGGAACUGCUGCCCAAACCUGCAGUCGUGGCCCCGAGCCCCUUGAGGAACUGCGUCUGAGGCUGGAGUUCAGCACAGUGCAGGAGGAGGACGAGGAGGAGGUACAGAAGGAGGAGGCGGAGAUGGAUGUCCUGAUGCAGCCAGAUGAUGGAGGGGGUGGGGACGGAGGCAGAAGGGAGAAAACACAAGAUGAAGAUGUGGAAGCUGAUACAGAGGGCGUUGGGAUGGAUCUUGCAACCCUCAAUGAGAAUUCCAACAACAACAACCAUGUCAGCUCUUCAUGUUACCACAAUGGUAAACCUUUCUCCUUCCUGCUUCCUCCUAAUUUACAAACACUGAAAAGUCCAGGUACAGAAACCAUCCAGAAAGUAGACCUUGGAACGCUGUCUUCCCCAUGUGGCCUUAAGCCCAGUCCACUUACAGUCCCAAGUGCUUCAUCACAGCAGUCCCUGAUGUCAUCUGAAGGCCUCAUGACUUCAGUGGAAACUCUGCACAGUCCUGACCACUUAUGCGAGUGUGCCAACAGUGCUGCCUCAACACCAACAGCUAUGGUCUCUUCAAAGAGCCAACAGGAAGAAAAAAUGUGGAUUGAUGAAAAGUCUGAAAAUAACCCACCUGCAGAUCAAGCAGACAUGCUUCCUGAGCUAGUGAGGAUGGAUUUUAUCGAGGGGAAGCCUGCGCUGGCUUGUUACCUCGGCCAACAACAGGGAACCCUCUCACAAUUGAGGACAUCUGGUCUGGUCCGUCGCCAUGCUGAGAGACUUGAGAGACUUUCAGGUUCUGCUCAUGGGAUCCUGCACUCUCUGAAGCCUCUUCACUUGUGCCAAAGGUCCAAGAAGAGCUAUUAUCAUAUGGAGGAGGAAAUGGAAUUUUCAGGCUUUACAGGAGAAUUCAUUCAAUCUUCGACACCAUGCCAAGUUCAGAUUGAGCCACUGGGGAUGCCACUGGCCAAUGAAGCCUUGUUGAGGCUGGUCACACCCAUCUCCGCACCUCACGGCUCCAAACUGACUCGCAGCUCCAGUACUGAAAGUGUGCGCAGCGUGAGGGGAAAACCUGGCCUUGUGCGUCAGAGGGCGCAGCAGAUCGAGACCCAUAUGCGACUGGCGGGUCUGACUGUACCCUCCAGGCUAAAGAGGUCCAACUCGUUGGCCAAGUUGGACAGUCUGGACUUCUCCUCUGAGGAUCUUUGGUCAGCCUGCUCCUCAGAUGCAGGAACUCUUCUGCUCCUUUCACUGUCCCCAGAUCCAGACACUGGGCCAGAGAGGGACUCCCCAAACACCACCCCCUUGCCUCAACCCUGCAAGGAUGUCUGCUCCACAGAGAGCACUUUCAGGUGAGCACAGAAGCUGACACAUCAUCUGGAGCUUUCAUACCAACUACAGCCGUGUGUCACCUGCAGCUUCAGUAGAGGGUUUUCUAAAAAUCCUUGAAAAGGGAGAGAUCUAAGAAAGAAACUUUUAAAAGUAAACAAUGCCAACUGAUGUUGUGAGGAUAAACCACUUCUCCUUUGCCACAACUGCUGCUCACAGUUAAAUAAGUCAUAUUGCUGUUUCAGGCAAGUGUGUAAGCCAUCAGUUCACCUCUAACAUGGUCUGAGUCGUGGACAAACAAAGUGCCUUAAUGAUGAGUCCAGAGGCACACAGUCAUGUCUUCUACUGCAAGAGGAGAAGGUACAAGAUAAGUCAUAGCGCCCCCUGGCGCUCGGAUUAUUACAGUAUGGACCACCUGAUGAACCCAAUAGCCUGCUUUGAUGAACUUAGGACCCUCAUCAGCGCUAGACAGAAAGCUUUGUGUUUAAUAAAUGUACAGCUGUUUACUGCACAGAUGGUGAAGCUGGAGGGUUGUAAAAAUGAAUGGUUACCUCAUGUUGCAUUCAUGAAGCUUGUUUUUCUGAAGAACACUAGGUUACAGUUUGACUCAGUUCAUUUAAUGGCAUUGAGGUUAGAAAAUCUGUCCAAUGCAUUGCUGAGAGUGAGUGUAAAGAAUAAAUAUAUCAGAAGUAUGGAGUUGUGGCAUGAUUACUGUUUUCAACAAAUGCUACAGAAACGUUUGUUGUUCCUUUGCACUGCUUUAUUUUUUUGGAGUGAAUACUGGUACACAGCAAGUUAUCUUCCAACAUAACAUUGGUGAAAUGUUAUUGAUCCUUCCCUUCAGUCCAUGGUUUGCAGUGGGAGGAUAGCGUGAGAAAUCAAACUGCAGUAACUUGAACUCCUUGUGUGACAGGAAAAUAAUUUAAGAAAUCCUGAAGUAUAUACAGAUGGGUUAUGAGCAG
Cynoglossus semilaevis (tongue sole) is the source of this 4288-nucleotide messenger RNA. It is a transcript of the gene ssh1a, whose product is annotated as slingshot protein phosphatase 1a. Gene Ontology annotation, molecular function: actin binding; phosphatase activity. The transcript is spliced from 15 exons. The record is from RefSeq and is a predicted model, not a curated record. Gene Ontology annotation, biological process: negative regulation of actin filament polymerization; protein dephosphorylation. Lineage: Eukaryota; Metazoa; Chordata; Actinopteri; Pleuronectiformes; Cynoglossidae. Bases 129 to 3353 code for a protein of 1074 amino acids.